Messenger RNA from Fusarium venenatum, 360 nucleotides. Lineage: Eukaryota; Fungi; Ascomycota; Sordariomycetes; Hypocreales; Nectriaceae. The record is from RefSeq and is a predicted model, not a curated record.
AUGUUUGUGAUAUCCCACGACGUGCUGGAUCGGGAGCACGCACGAUCUCAUGUGCUACCACCCAACAGCACAAGUCGAGGUAAUCCAAGACACUCGAGUGUGACACGAACCAAUCGUAAGGCUGGACUGGUUUGUGUUGUGUUGAUUGGUCUCUGUUGCAGCCAACGCCACAACGGCGACCCUUUUCUGUGUCACAAACGCCUGUUUCUGACCAAGAUCUUCUACGCCCCUAUUGAGAUGAUCUGCCACUAUCACAAUGUCUCAAAUCGACAUCGGAUCCGGGGCCGAAGAAUCGCGGACACGCCCAAUGUCUCUACAAGUUGCGUGAACACCUACCUAUCCAAGACGCAGGGCGCGUAA